Messenger RNA from Salvelinus sp. IW2-2015, 2308 nucleotides. The record is from RefSeq and is a predicted model, not a curated record. NCBI's taxonomy places the organism in Eukaryota, Metazoa, Chordata, Actinopteri, Salmoniformes, Salmonidae.
AUGGGACAGGUUAAGGCCAGGCAGACCAGGGAACAGGAGACACCCCCGGACUUCUUCUACUUCUCUGACCUGGAGAGACACAACGCUGAGAUCGCUGCCUUUCAUCUGGACAGCGAUAUUUUUCUCUCUCUUCCAGCUCGUCCAUCUCCUACUCCAGACACCCGGCCCAGGCCUGACCCCCCUGUGAGGAUCCAUGUGAGGACAGGAACAGAAACAGGGGUAGAUGAGGCAUUGCACCCCUCAGGCCUAACCUCCCCCAGGGGGCAGCGGAUCCGGAGACCCCCCCAGUCGUCCUCCGGCCCUCGUCAACCAGAGAGGGCCAGGGCAGGGCCAGCCCUGCUGGACCAGAGGUCCCAACACCAACAACACCACACCCAGCCACAGGCAGACCAGAGAAACAGACACAACCACAAACUAGCCUCUGAGUCCGUCUAUGUGGUAUCACUGCAGGCACAGAGAGCAACGGGGCGGAGCGCGCCAAGCAACAGGGCCACCCUGACCAAAAAAGCUCCACCAGAGCCUGAGGAGCAUGAGGCCAAAGACAUCAGCGUGAGGGUCAUGUCCCCUCAGUCUGUCCUCAUCAGCUGGGUGGACCCGUCCAUCGAGAUGGAGAAGGUCCUCCCUGGGGGCUCCAGACACUACACAGUGAAGUACAGGGAGAAGGGUGAGUCUGCUCGAUGGGAGUACAAGGAGACCAACCAGAGGAGGCUGCUGAUAGAUACCCUGUCAGCUGACAGGAUGUACGAGUUUUCUGUCCGCAUCUCCAAGGGAGACAACCAUGGCAAGUGGAGCACAUCUGUGUUCCAGAGGACCCCAGAAUCGGCUCCCUCCGGUCCUCCAGAGAACUUUCACGUGAAGGCGCUGAGAGGGAAGGGAACCGCCGUCUCGGCGACCUGGGACCCUCCUGAGGAACCCAACGGGAGGAUACGUGAGUACAUCAUGUCCUAUGCUCCUGCCAUGAAACCCUUUGGGAUGAAGUCAGUGACAUACCGCGGCAGCAUCACCUCAGCCAUCGUAGACGGCCUCCAGCCUGGGGACCGUUACAUCUUUAAGAUCAGGGCCACCAACAGGAGGGGCCAGGGCCCUCAAACCAAAGCCUUCAGUGUGGCCGUACCUCGUGGCACCACCAACAACGCUGCCUCCCUGCCAACUCAUCACUCCAAGAGCCAGGGAGGCCGUAGAACCAGCCACACACCUUCUCGGACCACCGAACAGGACAGUCACCAUGACGAUGACACCGACCUCCAAUUAGACACCGUGACCGAACAGCUGACCACACCCACCCAGACCACAUCCUCCCCGUCCGCCACCAGACGGACACGCCCACUCACCCAGACACGCUCCUAUCACAGCAUCUUCUCAGAUGUGAGGGGCACAGUCAGGAAGGGGGCGACCAAUCAGCAACUAGGAGGCGGUACCUCUUCAGCCAGAGACAAGGGGAGAGAGACAGAAACAGAGAAUGAACAGCAGGAGGAGUACAAAACAACAGAACCCAAUCCAGAAGAACAGAAGAAGGAGAGGCUCACUAACGAGGCUCUGGAGGAGAAGAAAGAAGCAUUGACUCAGAACAACGGUGUUCCUUCUGAACCUGAGGAGGAGGACAGGAGCCAUGGCAGAGGGAGAGGGAAGGAUCCAGCUGUAGAUGAGACCUCUAGCCCCAGCCUCAAAACAGAGGUUUCCUCAUCAGAGGGCUCCUCAUCAUCGUCCAAACCCUCCUACCCUCUCCGCAAACCUGUCUCCGGUAGACGCAUCAACUCUGGUCGACGGCAAUUCUCCCGGACAUCAGGCUUAGGGUCAGUGAUCCAGCCGAAGACACAGAAUGCAGAAAUGGACAGUGCCUCCUCCUCCUCCUCUUUGUCCUCCAGCCCAUCCCACAGCCAGGAGUCAGCAGCCAUCAGGAAAGAUGAUGCGGUCACCAACUACGCCCAGGGUAAAAACACCUAUGACCAGCCCAGUGUCACAGAAACCAAACCCUCCACCUCCACCCCAGAGCAGGCCAUCUCAGAGCCCGAGGCCGAGGCACCUUCUGUGGGUAGGGGUCCUGCUCUGCCGGGCCGUGGAUAUGGUUACGGCAGGAGGAAACCUGGGAUCCUGUCUCGAGGGAAUCCAAAUGGCCGAGUUCUGACUGGACUCCGCAAACCUGGGUCCGCCUCAACAUCGACUGGAGGCAAGAUUCCUGAAACGUCACACACUCACGGCUCACACACUCCUAACGCGCAGGACUCAACACACCACCAGGAGAAAAAUGACCACAACGACUACAAAAACACAGAGGCAGAGGCCACAAAAGAAGAAGAACCCACUUCCA